Callithrix jacchus (white-tufted-ear marmoset) is the source of this 3344-nucleotide messenger RNA. RefSeq names its product centrobin, centriole duplication and spindle assembly protein (gene CNTROB). Gene Ontology annotation, biological process: centrosome separation; regulation of cilium assembly; mitotic cytokinetic process. The record is from RefSeq and is a predicted model, not a curated record. Gene Ontology annotation, cellular component: centriole; centrosome. NCBI's taxonomy places the organism in Eukaryota, Metazoa, Chordata, Mammalia, Primates, Cebidae.
GUCGGAGGGAAAGUACAAGGGAGCUGACCCUGGGUAGAACGGGUGAAGGGGUGGGGGAGCGUGAGGUUCCUGCCUCUCUUGAGAUUGGAGCCAGUUGAGGGACAAGUAGGGCAGCGGGACAGAAAUUGGGCCCCUAGGGGAUUUGGGUCCGUUUCCUUUGGGACGUUUUGGGUGUAAGAACUUAAGAGCUCAGUUGACCGGGGAUAGACUGUGCCGGAGUUGAUCUGCAACUUCCAGCACUCGUAGUUAGGAAGAGGAGCUUCAGCGGUGCCGUUGUCCCUCAGUAGGUCGUCUGUCCGCACCCCCUCUGCGCUACACCUUCUUAACGCUAUUCCCAGGAGCUGGGAAAAGGGAUGCUUUGGCCCAGUCCCAUGGCCCCUGGAGCUGGUGGAAACCUUUCCUCUAACCAGAAAGCCUCGAUACCUUUAAUUCACCAAGGAUCCCUGACGUGGAGUCUUCCUGCCUUCUCCCAAAUCUUUCUCCGUGAACUUUUCCUCCUGGACUUUGCUAAAGUAGAACCUCCCAGCUCUCUGCUGUCUCCGGUCAUCUCUUCCCUGUGUUCAUGGCAACAUCAGCUGCCAGCACCAGUUCACCCCUCGGGGCGGAGGAUCUCCUGAGUGAUUCAUCAGAACCCCCUGGGCUCAACCAAGUGUCCUCCGAAGUGACCUCCCAGCGCUAUGCUUCUUUGCGCCUCAGCCGACAGGCGGAGGCCACAGCCCGAGCCCAGCUGUAUUCACCCUCCACCUCCCCGCCUCGUGAGGCGUUAGACGGCUUAGCCCAAGAAUUGACUCGAAGCUUGUCAGUCGGAUUGGAAAACAACUUAAAGAAAAAGGAUGGUUCUAAGCAUAUCUUUGAGAUGGAAAGUGUUCGGGGUCAGCUCCAGACCAUGCUCCAAACCUCACGUGAUGCAGCCUAUCGGGAUCCCCUCAUUCCUGGCACUGGCUCAGAGAGACGGGAAGAAGACUCCUUUGACAGUGAUAGCACAGCCACCUUGCUCAACACCCGGCCCCUGCAAGACUUGUCUCCAUCUAGCUCAGCCCAAGCCUUGGAGGAGCUGUUUCCCCGCUACACUAGCCUUCGGCCAGGGCCUCCACUCAAUCCACCAGAUUGUCAGGGGCUGAGAGAUGCAUUGGAUUCAGAGCAUACCCGCCGCAAGCAUUGUGAGCGCCAUAUUCAGAGCCUGCAGACCCGAGUGUUAGAGCUACAGCAACAAUUAGCCGUGGCUGUGGCUGCCGACCGCAAGAAAGAUAUCAUGAUUGAACAACUGGACAAGACCCUGGCCCGUGUGGUGGAGGGCUGGAACCGGCAUGAGGCUGAGCGGACAGAGGUUCUCAGGGGACUUCAAGAGGAACGCCAGGCAGCAGAGCUCACCAGAAGCAAGCAGCAGGAGACAGUAACCCGGCUGGAACAAAGCCUUUCUGAGGCCAUGGAGGCCCUGAAUCAUGAGCAGGAAAGUACCAGACUGCAGCAACGGGAAAGAGAGACAUUGGAAGAGGAAAGGCAAGCUCUGACCCUGAGCUUAGAGGUAGAGCAGCAGCGGUGCUGUGCGCUGCAGGAAGAGCGGGAUGCAGCUCGGGCUGGGCAACUGAGUGAGCAUCGAGCGUUGGAGGCUCUUCAGGCUGCCCUAGAAGAAGAACGGCAGACCUGGGCCCAGCAAGAGCUCCAGCUUAAGGAACACUACCAGGCACUGCAGUUGGAGAGCCAGGCUCACCUGGAAAGAGAGAAGGAGAAGGGUCAGAGGGAAGCCCAGGCAGCCCGGGAGGCCCAGCACCAGUUGGCAUUGGUGCAGUCUGACAUGCGGCGGUUGGAAGGAGAGCUGGACACGGCUCGGAGAGAGAGAGAUGCCCUGCAGCUGGAAAUGAGCUUGGUGCAGGCCCGGUAUGAAAGCCAGCGGAUCCAGAUGGAGUCGGAGCUGGCUGUGCAGCUGGAGCAGCAGGUGACAGAGCGGCUGGCGCAGGCUCAGGAGAGCAGCCUACGGCAAGCAGCCUCCCUCAGGGAACAGCACAGGAAGCAGCUGCAGGACCUCAGUGGACAGCACCAGCAGGAGCUGGCCAAUCAGCUGGCUCAGUUCAAGGUGGAAAUGGCAGAACGAGAGGAACGGCAGCAGCAGGUGGCUGAGGACUAUGAGCUCAGACUGGCCCGUGAGCAAGCACGAGUACGUGAACUUCAGAGUGGGAACCAACAGCUGGAGGAGCAGCGGGCGGAGCUGGUGGAACGUCUGCAGGCCAUGCUGCAGGCCCACUGGGAUGAGGCCACUCAGCUGCUCAGCACCACUCUCCCGUCGCCCAACCCGCCAGUUCCUCCUGCUGGACCUUCCAGCCCUGGGCCUCAGGAGCCAGAGAAGGAGGAGAGGAGGGUCUGGACUAUGCCUCCUGUGGCCGUGGCCCUGAAGCCUGUAUUGCAGCAGAGUCGGGAAGCAAGGGACGAGCUACCUGGAGUGCCUCCUGUUCUUUGUAAUUCAUCCUCAGAUCUCAGCCUCCUGUUGGGCCCCUCUUUUCAAAGCCAGCAUUCUUUCCAACCCCUGGAACCCAAACCAGAUGUCACUUCAUCCACAGCUGAGGCCUUCUCUGCACUCGGGGCCUUCCAUCCGGAUCAUAGGGCAGAACGGCCAUUCCCUGAGGAAGAUCCUGGACCUGACGGGGAAAGCCUGGUAAAGCAAGGGCUGCCACCUGCCCAAUUGGAGGGCCUCAAGAAUUUCUUUCACCAGUUGCUGGAGACAAUGCCCCAGAACAGUGAGAACCCUUCUGUCAACCUGUUGCCGCCUAAGUCUGGUCCUCUGACUAUCCCAUCUUGGGGGGAAGCCCCUCAAGUGCCACGUCUUCCACCCCCUGUCCACAAAACCAAAGUUCCCUUAGCCAUGGCAUCUAGUCUUUUCCGGGUCCACGAGCUUCCCUCCUCCCAUUCACAAGGCAAUGGCCCCAGCAGUGGUUCCCCAGAGAGAGGUGGAGAUGGGCUCACAUUCCCAAGGCAGCUGAUGGAGGUGUCUCAACUGCUGCGACUCUACCAGGCUCGGGGCUGGGGGGCUCUGCCUGCUGAGGAUCUGCUGCUCUACCUGAAGAGGCUGGAACAUAGCAGGACUGAUGGCCGAGGGGAUAAUGUCCCCAGAAGGAACACAGACUCCCGCUUGGGUGAGAUCCCCCGGAAAGAGAUUCCCUCCCAGGCUAUCCCUCGCCGCCUUGCUACGGCCCCCAAGACUGAAAAACCUCCCACGCGAAAGAAAAGUGUGCACCCUCCCUCAAGUAGCAUGAGGAGCCGGGGGGGAGUCUGGAGAUGAGCCCCCUACCCUCUCUCCUCUUCUUUGUUCUCUCGUUGUUGUUAUUUUAAUAAAUGCUCAGUAGUCUGUA